AUGUCAUCCAAAUACUCGUCCUUGCCCGACAUUGCAAGUACCAGCUUCGUGUCUUUGCAAAAGUCUUAAUCUGACCUCGCAUCUCACGUCAUCAUUGCAGGACACCGCACCGGACGUUUAUGAAACCGCGGACGUCCCUCUCGAGGCGACACACGCUGUAAGUACCGCUUGUCGAGCGAAAUCGAAACGAACGCAUCUCUAACCGUUUCCUUGCCAUCCCGCAGCUCGACAGCGACUCGGACUCUGACCUCCUCCCCCCUCGAGCCGGUUCUCCCGCCUCGACACGUCGAGGCGCCCUCAACCCCGCCCACGCGAGCGCCGGUCCUUCCUCCUCCAACAGUCGCACGCACAGUCCAGACGACGAGAAUCUCGUUGGGAAAAGGCUGGAUGCGCGCGAGGCGAGGAGGAGGUUCCAAGGUGCUCGAUUCGAAAGAGGUCAGUCUCGUCGGUCGAUCAGGAAGAGGACAGAGAAGAGGGGGAGGGGGGGACCGUGCACCUUUCGUGCAAAGCGGGACCCGGAAUACUCACACCCUAAACCUGGACGAGCGCACAGAUGCGUCGAGUCAGAAGAAAUCAUCGUCGUCGUCGUCGUCGCGUCGUUUGCCGACUACAUCAACGUACGCGCUCGGCGCUUCCCCCUCGCUCAAAGAAGGGAAUCACGAACCUGAAACCACGCUCGAGCGCUUGAGGAGGCUUCGGUUCGAAAUCACCGAAUUGGAGGAGGACGUCAGGAAGGAGCAGGCAGCACAGGACGAACAGAAACCACCUUUCGAGGCCACAGGCGAUCAAGGUCAAGAACCAGGGGAGAGUCCACCGACGGAUCUCAAGGGCAAGAGGAAAAAGGUUCAACGCGAGGUCUCCCCCGCCGUACUGUUGCAACAACUGCAGAUGCUCAGAGGGGAUCUGGGGGCAUUGCAAGUGAACGAAGAGGAGAUCGGAACGAAUGUGUUGCACGGCGAAGGGCAAAAGGUCGAACCGGGGAGCGCACUGUCGGAAAAGGUGCAGACUUCUUCCAGUCUGCUCGCAAAGUUGGGGGCGGCCACGAAUGGAAAACCGCCGCUCGCAUCGACUUCUCAAAGUGGUCUCACUACGGUGGGCAGGGUCGACGAUCAGGGUUCGACGAAUCGGGGUGAUUUGGAGAGACGGGUGGCCGAGAUUGAGAAGCUCGUCGGGGCGAGUGAGGCUGAUGUCGACGAGGUGAGUGGUCCGGGCAAAGAAUGCUCGCAUGGCUAUACUCGUAUUCGACGUUUCAAACUCUCCCACGUGACUGCACGCACAGGCCCAUCCAAUCCCACCCCCUCUACUGACGACCGUCGGGCGGCUCGACCAUCUCCUAACGCUCUUGACCCAACCGCGCCACCUCGACUCGAUCUCUCGUCGGGUCAAAGUACUCGUCUCUGAACUCGAGCGUCUCCACGAAUCGCGUCGUAAAUUAGGCGAUACACGUCCUUUGAACAUUGCUUUGUCGGGUGGGAUGACCGUUUCGAAUGGCCCCGCAUCAUCCGCCGACAAGGGUCCCACAACGAUGAACACCGCCUCGGUGCUCGGUGGUUCAGUGUCCCACCCACCCCAGGCGACAACGUCUUCGACCCAACUCCCUCCCGACGCUCUACAAAAGAUCGACGCGCUCUUUGCGCUUUUACCUCGUCUAGACCCCUUACUACCUCUCGCGCCUCGCGUGCUCAACCGUCUUCGUUCCCUCUCGACCCUGCACACCUCGGCGCACGAAUUCGGCUCGACGCUUGCUCAGUUGAGGGAAGAAGUCGGGAGGUUGACCGAGGCUGAAAAGGGGUUGCAGGAGGUGGUGGAAGGGUUUGGGACGAGUCUGGAGGAGAACGAAGGGAGAAUGAAGGGUAAUUUGGAGGGGUUGGAGAAGAGGGUCAAGGAAGUGGUGCAGAGGUUGGAGGCGUUGGGUAGCGAAGAGGACGAGGAGGACGAGUAG
Molecule: messenger RNA, 1942 nt
Organism: Microbotryum saponariae
Lineage: Eukaryota; Fungi; Basidiomycota; Microbotryomycetes; Microbotryales; Microbotryaceae
Source: the annotation of a GenBank genome assembly